ACUGCUUUGUGUGUCAGAAUAAAUUUGUGGUGGUGAGGACUUCUGUGAGGAGGGCUGGUGUCACUGGCCUCCUCUAGCCCUGAAGAGAGUCAGUGGGUCAGGUUGGAAGACAUUGGGCUUUUUGGCUGAGAAGAAGGGGGAGAGUUUGGUAAUGCUGGAUAUUGACUGGGCCAGAAGCAGUUAAUUGUGGCUGUACUGGGAUUUGUGCAUAACGUGAGGGUGAUUUCGACUGCUUUCAGCCCGGCCCUGCAGUUGUGCUGGCACAGCCUAAAGCUGCCUUUUUCUUGCUCUUUAAUGCCAGAUUGCUUCAGCAUGCAGUUUAGGAAUAAUGUUUCCAACAUGUCUGUGCAGUCGCUGCUUUGUGAAAGAAUUGCUCUUGCCAAAGAAUUGAUCAAGAGAGCAGAAGCCCUUUCCAGGUCCCAGAAAAGGAGAAUAGAAGGUGGGGCAAAACUGUGCAGCAAACUGAAGGCUGAGCUAAACUUCUUACACAAGGUAGAAGCAGGGAAGGUGGCCAUUAAAGAAUCCCAUCUGCAAAGUACAAACCUUACCCAUCUCCAGGCCGUUAUUCAGUCAGCGGAGAACCUGGAGGAUGUUGUCAGUGUCCUCCAUGUCUUUGCUUAUGAGGACAGGUUUGGAGACAAGCAGACGCUCGUGGUGGAUGUUGUUGCAAAUGGAGGUCACACAUGGGUGAAGGCCAUCGGCCGUAAGGCUGAGGCUCUGCAUAACAUCUGGCUGGGGAGAGGCCAGUAUGGUGACAAAAGCAUCAUUGAGCAGGCAGAGGACUUCUUGCAAGCAAGCCAUCAGCAGCCAGUGGAGUACAGCAAUCCCCACAUAAUCUUUGCCUUCUACAACAGUGUGUCAAGUCCUAUGGCAGAGCGGCUCAAGGAGAUGGGAAUAUCUGUGCGAGGAGACAUUGUAGCUGUGAACUCACUGGCAGAGCCAUCCACAGAAAACCAGCACCUUAGCACCAGUGAAUCGGAUGAAGAAGGCCCUGAACUCCUACAGGUGACCAGAGUAGACCGGGAGAAUUUAGUGGCCAGAGUUGCUUUUCCUACCCAGAUUAAAGUAAACAUGUGCAAUAGAGUUAACUUGGACAUCACUACCUUAAUAACCUACGUCUCUGCUCUGAGCUAUGGUGGCUGCAACUUCAUCUUCAAAGAGAAAGUGUUAACAGAGCAAGCAGCUCAGGAAAGGAGGGAGAGAGUCCUGCCUCAGCUGGAGGAGUUCAUGGAGGGGAAGGAGCUCUUUGCCUGUGAGUCUGCUGUCAGAGAUUUUCAGUCCAUCUUGGAAACGCUGGGAGGACCUGGGGAGAAAGAACGAGCUGCGAUGCUUGUGAAAAGAAUUCAAGUGGUGCGAGAUCAGCCAUCUGACCGUGCCUUAGGACUAGUGGCUAGUUCAAAAAUCAACAGCCGUUCUCUAACCAUUUUUGGGACAGGAGACAGUUUAAAAGCCAUCACCAUGACUGCAAAUAGGGGUUUUGUGAGGGCAGCAGCUAACCAAGGUGUCAGGUUCAGUGUUUUUGUCCAUCAGCCACGGGCAUUGACAGAAAGCAAGGAAUCUGUUGCCACACCUUUACCAAAGAGCUGCCCACCUGGUAAUGGACUAUAAGUCAUUGAAUGAGUCAUUGGAAUGCUGCAGGGGAGGCAUUUGGGGAAACAAGAAUCCUAGCAAUGCAUUUUUGGGUGUGCAUCAGUGAAAGCAGUGACUGUAGCAAUGGAAGGGCCCCUCAAGGAAUUUUCAGUAUCCUUACUCAGCCCUGGGGGGAUAUUUUGUUCAGCUGACCAUUAAUUUAUUCACUAAGGUACUAAGAUUUCAGUGAAAAUUGUUAACUGGUUUAUAGCAUGUUUUAUCCAUCCCUAUUAAAAAGUUCAGUUAAAGCACAGUUGUUGUGCCCUUGUCAAUUUUGUCCUCUUCAGGGAGAUUAAAUUCAGCACCUUAGAUGGACUUCAGACUUGGCUUCUGUGGAACUUAAAUCUUUCAUUCAUCUGACUAAAUUCGUUGUUGAUUCGGGGGUACUUUGUGUACAGAAUUAUGCCUUUUUUGGGUGUAUGUUGUUUCAUGAAUUCAUGACUAGUGUCUGCAAAUAGAAACCAACUUAAUUCUUCCUUUCCUGAAAGGAACCUCUGCAUGUGUACCAUGUUAGACUGAAUUGGGCAGCAGCUUUAAAAUUCCCUUAAAAAUCAGUUGAAAUUGGAGUUUAUUGGCACUAAUAUGUUGUGACUCUUGGGCUGAACUGGACAUCCAGUGGUAACAGAUCAAGGAGGCAAAUCCAAUUCCCUUUUCUCUUGGCCUUUGCCAAAUACAGAGUCUUGCUGGGUGCAAAACUCAGCCUGAGGCUUUGAGAUAGCAGAAUGCUCCUAAAUUGAGCCAGCACCCAGGUGGGUUCUAAUACUAAUGAGCUCCCUGCUGAGGACUCAUGGUGAGCUCAAAUUCUACUUUGUUAUUUGAGGUUUACCUGAACCAAAGCCUCACUGAGGUCCUUCAGUGUUGGUGUGGCAGAGGAGGAGGUUUCUGGGACAUGUUGUUAAACGCUAGUUUGCUCUGUAGUAGGGAGAAGCUUUUUCACUGGUGUUUUUUGCUGGCUUUACUCAAAAGUGUAGACUAAACAAUUCCUUAUUUGACUUUUUUUUUUUUCAGGAGAGAAUUGCAUUUUGAGAAGUCUUUCUAAUGUGUUUCUGUAUGCAGUAAUGACAGGAGUUGCUGUUUGGUAUGAAAUUGCAUCAGGUUCCUAGCGGAAAAUAUUGAGAUGCCAGAGUGAAUUCUUGGUCCCAGUCUAUACAUUUUAUCAGUAAGAAUGCCAGGCCAGGAGUGCUGCAGUUGAUGCCAGGCAGUGGAAAGUACUUGGCUAUUAUAUGAGAAAUAAAUAGCAGAUCAACCAGAAUCAGUGCCAGCAGUGCUGAAAGGGUUGUCAUCUUCUUCAGCAUGGCUGCCUAAACACUACGUUAAGCAUGAGCGUUUGGAGUGAAGCUUGAAGUACACAGCAGACAGAAAGCCCUGGCUAUUUAAAGGCAAGCUCAUGCCUCAGCGCACCUUCUUGAGAAGAACAGGUUGCGAAAACAGCAUCCAAAUUACAUUCUCAGAAUGAAUUUAGGGCCUACCUCUCGGGGACUGUAAUCAGUCAGUUCCUGCCCCUUGCUACAGGGUGAGAUAACCUUUACCUCAAGCAGUAAAGGACAUUUGGGGGCAGAGAGGUGGGGAAGUGGUGGCCCCAGACUAUGGUAGCAUAGAUAGUAGUGUCAUUGAGUGCCUCGGGCAAUGCUGGUUGCUCAGGGCAAUUGAUCCUGUUGGUUUUGAAUAUGGACCUUCAAAAAUCCUUUGAUACGACACUUGACAGAUUGAACAUGCCUCGCAGUAAUAGGUGAAAGGUGAUGUGUGACUAAAAACUAUGCAGCUGGCUUCUGUGUUGUAAGGAAAUAACAACAGUGUGAAAGAGCUGGGAUGUUUUGGUCUGAGGCUGGAUGAGCAUUUUGUUGGGAAGCCUUCCUUUGUCACUGUUGGAAACUUGUGUGCUUGUGCAUGCGUGUAUCCAGCCUGUGACAGGCAGUAUCUCAGCCCCAAAGUGAUGGAUGCAUUUGAAAGGCUUGGACAGAGCCGGAUAAAUCCUCCAGAGAGGAGCCAGCUGCUUUGUGUGGCUUAAUCAGCAAAGCACAAUCCUUGUUCCAAGGACCAUUUCUGAUGCAGAAAAGAUGCUCUGUUUGCAUGGAUACAGCCCCCCAUGACCUUCCCCAUCACCACUAACCAGGGAACUGAACCAUGGCAAGAGACUCUCAGGUUGUGGCAAAUGUAACUGGCUUAGUUAGGUUUUGGGGUCUGCCAGGGGAGCAGUGGGCCUCAGGUCUGUGUGUUCAACUCUGUGAUGAAAACAGAACUGUGGGCCUGGUUCUGUAUGUUACGUUCAUAUGAUUGAGUGCUGUAAUUACUGUAAGUAGCAAUCCUGCAAUAAUUAGCAGAAUUGGGUUAAUGUCAAGUCAACGUAAAGGAAUUCAGAAUCUGGCUCUCAGGAUUCCUCCCCCCACCCCGUUUCCCUGAUUUCACUUGUUUAAUAUUGCAUCAACUGAGUUUUUCAGUGUAGUGUUUCUUUCAAGUUGCUUUUACCUCUAGGGUUUGCCUGAGGCAUUAUUCCUCUAAUCAAGCUUCUUAUGUUGCAACAGAAGGGGUUUCUUUUUUUCUUGAGGUGAAAAAGAAACACUGAUGUCCACAAACACCUACAGAUACGUGGCUGCUGCAGAGGGUUUCUCCUGUGUUACCAGUUUCAAUUGAAGGUUGAUGUGUAACAUCUUUUCUGUUUUUUCAAAUGUGAAUGGAAGAAUUUGCCGCUCACUCACUUGUAAGAGGUAACAGCACGAUGCACGGAUGUUCUACAUGACCUUGAGAGAGCUGGAUGGGGCUGAUUCUGCACUGGAAGUCAAUGGACCGUAUUCAACAAAGACAUGAGGACUGAAACUGCAUCUUUCCCGUGCCUCCUGUCUCUUCACUUGUUACAAGAGGCUAACAGUGUGCUCCUUCCUCCUUGGGGUGCAGCAAAGAUAAAUCACAUGGUAUUUGCAAUGAUUCUGCUAUCAGGAAGUGUGGGCUGCUUCUGCUUGAAUCUGUGGAGACUCCUAAGAGCGAAGUCUUUCCUCUGCUUGUGGAUUACCCAGCAGAGGGCAACAUCACUCUCGCGCAUGAAAACUGCAUUCCCUGCUUGAGCCAAAACCUGCCAAACACAAGAGGAAUCUUUUCCUUAGCCUUUAUAGCUCUUUAUAAAUGCAGAUUUUUACUGUUUUUCAGUAUUAGCCUUGCAAUGAAACGGCAGUGUGUGAGCACUCCCAUGGCACUGUUAGCAGCUAGCCUUAGGAAAAAAGCUUCAAAACCUUCCAGUGCUGGCCAGAAACACAACAGUCAUUUUUAUUUUGUUAGUGGUUGAUACAGUGCUAAUAUCCAUAACAGCAGUGACUGUGUGGUGCUUUGAAUGCUGUAUGGCUUUGGUUAACUUUUAUCAUUCUUAUCUAUUUAUUUCAUAGUUGACCUAAGGGUGUUUGAGGUGCAUGUCCCAGGACCUGGAAAAGAAAGAGAUCAGGUGGAUCCUCACCUCAUGGAAGUCAAUGGCAGCAAUUUUCUUUUGUUUUCAUGGGAUCAGAACUGCGCCUGAUCCUUCCCUUGAAGCCCAUAGCUGUCAAGGUCCUUCUGGACAGACCCAUAUUGUGGUGCUUAAGCUCUUGCCCUUGUCUUAUGGAUGGACCCUGGAACUGGCCGAUGACUUUGCCUCAUCUGAGGCUGUUGAUGGUAUUCAUUGCUAUGACCACCUGGCUCUGCCCCAUGGUCAGGCCCUGCAGGACUGCAUCCUGUCAGUGAAGGCAUAGCUUGUGCUGGGUCAUCUGUGGGUCAUGGCACAGCCCUGUGCCUGCUGCUGCCUGACACUGCUCCUGCAGAGACUGAAUUUAUGCCCUGUGAGAAAUCCCCAAGGAGAAAUUCAGAUCAAACCAUUUAGAGCGAUCGAAGUGAACAAGGGGGUUAUAAUAAAUCUUUGCAGGAUCACAGGUCUCUAAUGCCAAAAUGUGCAAUCCUGGAAACAGAAACAGUUGUAUGCAGCUUAACUGAGUGGUAAUGCAGCUCUUACACCCACAGGAAGCUGGCCUGUUAGACAUCCAGAUCUACUAAAGAAAGGGCUAGUCCUCAGCCUUGUGCAGAGCAACUUAAAAUGUUAGCACUUGAACUCAAAAAGAAUAAGAAUUGAAACCAGAAAUAUCCAGACAAUCCCACUUCCCUUUAUAGUGCUUGGAAUUUAGGAAAUCAAGUGGAUUUUAAGCUAACUUCAUGAUUUGUUGCAGUUUAUUUCCUGGUGCUUGAAUGCCUGUGACUACCCAGACAUGGGAGAUGACAGGUAGUGAUAGUUUUUGUUCACUGUGAAGCAAAAGGGGUAACUUCAGUGGGUUUUCUAUUGAGCUCUAUGUAUCCAAACAACAAAUGCAUAGAAACACUGGUAUUUAAAUUUGAAAUCCUGGUGGGGAAGCAGCCCUCCCCAGGGUACUUAUCUGUAGAUUAACAAUUUCUUCACAUUUUAUAUUCUCUUCCUUUUUUUUUCCCCCCAUUUAUUCUUUAGGAAGUACAGUCCUCAGAAUGACUGGGAAUUUCUUUGAGAUGUUGUUAAUACCAGAUGCAAAUACACGUGUAAAAACUCAGGGCUGAAUCGCUGAUAUUUCUUUUGUGAGCCUCUGGGUCCAAUGUCCAAUAGGUGUCAGGAACAGACUCUGGAAUUCAUAGAAUCAUUGAAUCAACCAGGUUGGAAAAGGCCCUUAGGGUCAUCAAGUCCAACUAUUCCCCUAGCACAGCUAAAGGCCACCACUAACCCAUGUCACUGAGGGCCUCGUCUACAUGGUGUGUGAACACUUCCAGGCACAGUGACUCCAACACUGCCCUGGGCAGCCUGUUUCAAUGCCUGAGCACCCUUUGGGGAAGGAAUUGUUCCUCAUCUCCAUCUAAACCUCCCCUACUGCAGCUUGAGGCCAUUUCCUCUUGUCCUGUCACUUGUUCCUUGGGAGCAGAGACCAGUCUCCUCCUGGCUCUGUCUUCCUGUCAGGCAGUUGUAGAGAGGGAUAAGGUCCCCCCUGAGCCUUCCCUUCUCCAGACUCUAAAGACCCGGAGUUCCCUCAGCCAUUCCUCAUCACACUUGUGCUCCAGGCCCUUCAUCAGCUCCACUGCCCUCUCUGGAUCCGCUCCAACAAGUGUGUUUCUGGGUGAUCCCUGCAGCACCUUUGUUUUUUGAGUUGAAGUGGAAGAAGUGCCAUUGUUUAGUACCUAGUUGCAGGGAGAAACCUGUCUAGCUCCAAAUGGGAACUUCUUCUUUUAACAGGCACACUGAAAUGGAGGGGAUAUGAAAUGCCAAGACUUUGUCUGUUUGGGGUAAAUAAUGCUCCUUCCAGCUUUGAUAGCUGUAAGGAGGCAACAUGUUUCUGUGGAAUGUGUACAACUCUGUAGUGAAAAUGUGGAAUUGUUCUCACACUGAGAUUUGGAGUAAAGAAGUGUAACAAGGUUGAAAUUCCCCACUGGCACAGUUCUGGGCAUGCUGGGAUCUACCAGUCCAGGACCAGGAGCAGAAUUUGGCCUGUGAGGUAGGGGAGGUGCCCUGGGUGUACUGGCACAGUACAGUGUACUUCAGCAUCAGGAGCAUGCAGGAAGACCCACCAUAGUUAUUGAGUACAGAUGAGUGGAACAGCCUGUGUUGGAUCUUGGGGUAACGUGGCCAUUCACUUGUGGAAGAAGCUGUGAGCACAGACUAGCUCGUGCGAGGACCAUGCUGUAUCCCCUUGAUGUGCCUGUGUGAACAACAAGCAGGGCUUCUAAGAAGAGGUAUUCUCUUUCUUCCCCUUAGCAGAAAUUCUCCAAGGUUGUGCUAAUACAGUUCUUUGGUUUUAUUUAGCUGGGUGGCUUUGAAAAAGAGUCUUUUUAGCAAGGUGGUUUUAUUUAUUGCUACUCUUUGGGUUGUUCCUGUAGGUCCCCUUUGAGACAGGCAGAUCUGUAGUGCUCUACAGCAUAGGUGCUCAGUGGGCAAAAAGGAGAGUCACUCUCGAGAACAAUCCUUAUGUAACUCCUGUGACACAUGGACCAAAGCCAGCAAAAACUUGGGGUUAGGGAAGGGAGCAGGGGACAAAGGUAACAAAAUAACUGCAGUUUAGUAAGAUGACAAAGUUGAGACACCACAAUUAAUGGAUGAAAUGGGAAUGCUUCCUCAAAACACGUGCUGUAGUUCCUACUGCUCUAUUUCUCUUGCCACCUUCCUCCCCAGUUCUUAUAGCAGCUGAGACUUGGUCAGAGAAGACAUCCUCAAUGGAACACUGCCUAUCAUUGCUGUUUUGUCUCUUUACUGUGUCCUCUUAUCCUGUUCUCAUGUAGUAGUAACACACAAGAUGCUGAUUCUGGAAUGACUUGACAGAGGCUGCCCUGUCUGUUUUACCAGUAAACUAUCACUGAUGAGCAAGGGACUAAAGUGAUUGCAUUGAUCAAGUUGUACUAACACUUGCAGUUGAUAGCAUAAAUCAGUAGGUUUUACUUGUCUGGUUAUCAGAUUUACAUGUUUCAUAGAAUUAUAGAAUGGUUUGGGUUAGAAGAGACCUUAAAGAUCAUUUAGUUCCAACCCCCUGCUAUGGACUUCCUAUAAUAGGGAAAUAGGGUUUCCUAUUAUAAACUUUCAUACGUAGAUUGCCGAGCAGCACAUGAAAUAACUUAUUUUAGUCCACUGUCUUGGACCUCAUAGAGUGUAAGUCCGUCAAGAACAGACUGAAAGCCCUUGAUUUAAAACAAAUGCGCCUUCAGAGUAAGGUCUCUAACCCUCACAGAGUGGAUUAAUUCAUGGAAAUGUUUUUUUAAUGAAGGUGCUAUUUUACAGGAAGGGAAGUAUAUUUUUCCAGUAAUUUAAUUAUCAAGAUGUUUUUAGAGAAAAUGAGCCCUUGCCGCUACUAAUGAGUAAGGCAGCUGAGAUUCCUCUAUACCUAUGACCUAAAUUAAUAUCCAGCUUUUCAAAGGUUUAUGGCAGUAACAGUGUGCAAAGACUUUCUGUAACUUGUAGAAGGAUUGGAGUAAGUUGUUUGGGCCUGACAGACUGUGAAGAAGCUGUAAACAUGUUGGUGGUGAACAAAACCCAUAAUUAUUUGUAAUAAGAGAAACUGUUCUGCUUCUGAAAUUGUUGCUAUCAAAACCCCUAUAUGGUAUGGAUGCCACAUGCGACUAAGGCUAUCAAUCUUUCAUAUGGUUGAUGCCUAUAAAACAUCUGUAAAAAUAGAGAGACUUUCUGGUGAUGAUAUCCUGAACACAAUCCCGCACAGCACCAGCCAUAAGAUUGCAGGUAACUCACAGUCUUUAGCUCUUCCCCUUCCCCUUCGUCUUGCCUGCUUGCCUUUCUGUGUUUUACUGUGGAAGCCAGCAUCAUGCACAUAUUGGUAGUGAAAUCAUUUUAUACUCUUUUUGUGUUUUCAUGUUUUGAUUAGUAUGGCUUAAAUCCAUGAUUCUGGGGUCUCUUGUUUUUUGUUACCAUUGCUGUUCAGUUGAAUGGGUCAGUCUGUCCAGAGGAAGUACAAUACUCUUCCUGUUUCAUAAAAUCUUCAACCUUACAGCUCCUUUCCAGUUUGUAGUAACUUCAUGUAUUUCUGCCUUCUGUCGUCUUCUGCUUGCAGUUCCAAAAUGGUUUCCAAGAAGAUCAGAUGAAUAUUGCUGCUCUUUAUUGUCUGUCCAACUCUCCUAACAUUGUCUAUUGUCUGAAGCACAUAGAAAUUUCAUCUAGAGGAAUGUGCCAGAAUGCAUAUUGUCAGAGACAUUGUUCCAGUACUCAGAAAUAGACUCUAAUACGCCAUUCAAGACUGCUAUAGCAUAAAGCCUGGGGCAGAGAUAAAGAGAUCCUCAUCUAAGACACUUGGAGGAAAAGAAAGAAAGAAACAAACUUGGGGGGG
Messenger RNA from Pezoporus occidentalis (night parrot), 9422 nucleotides. It is a transcript of the gene CUNH7orf25, whose product is annotated as chromosome unknown C7orf25 homolog. Lineage: Eukaryota; Metazoa; Chordata; Aves; Psittaciformes; Psittacidae. Bases 295 to 1608 code for a protein of 437 amino acids. The transcript is spliced from 5 exons. The record is from RefSeq and is a predicted model, not a curated record.